This is a messenger RNA of Cornus florida, 1215 nucleotides long. Its product is annotated as probable disease resistance protein At1g58390. The transcript has 3 exons. The coding region runs from base 1 to 1215 and encodes 404 amino acids. Gene Ontology annotation, molecular function: ADP binding. Gene Ontology annotation, biological process: defense response to other organism. NCBI's taxonomy places the organism in Eukaryota, Viridiplantae, Streptophyta, Magnoliopsida, Cornales, Cornaceae. The record is from RefSeq and is a predicted model, not a curated record.
AUGGGAUAUUGCUUGCCAUGGCAGCUUGUUAUUGCUAGUCUUGCCGGGCUUGGAGCAAGGAUCAAUCAGCAGCACAAAAGAUAUGGAUUCAGUUCCUUGGAGCAAGGAUCAAUCAGUGGCACAAAAGAUAGCACGGGGCAUGACCCUCCAGCGGCUUCCCUUUUCAUUGCCGAAGAUGACGUUGUAGGCAUUGAAUUUCUCAGAGAUGAAUUGAUAAGUAAGCUAUUGGCAGAACAACCGACGCGUGCAGUGAUUUCUCUUGUUGGGAUGGGUGGAUUGGGAAAGACCACUCUUGCAAAGAAAGUUUACGACAACGCAAGAGUGACCCGACAUUUUGACUAUUGUGCUUGGAUCUUUGUCUCUCAGUCAUAUAAGACGGAGGAGCUUCUCAGAACAAUAAUAAAGCAGUUCUACGAUUCCAGAAAGGAACUCGUUCCUGAUGGAAUUGACUCAAUGGAAAAGGUUAAACUGAUUGAAAAGCUAAAGGAAUAUCUAGAACCCAAGAGGUAUGUGAUUGUUUUUGAUGAUGUAUGGGAAAUAGAAGUUUGGAGUAUCAUAAAACAUGCUUUACCAAAGAACAACAAAUGCAGUCGGUUGAUCUGUGAGCUCAUUGUUUCAAAAUCCGAGGAGUUGAGUUUUUGCCAAGCUGUGGAAGAUGACUCAAGUUUUGAUGGACAAUCUCGGCGACUAUCAUUCCAUAACCCUGUUUAUGAUGGUUUAGAAACCAUUGGUAAGCUCCGAAUUCGUUCUUGUUUUAUUUUAAAAGUGGACAAGGAGUUGCCAAAGCCAUUUUUAGGUAUGUUGUUCGCAAAAUUCAAGCAAUUGAAGGUGUUAGAUCUUGAAGGUGCUCCUUUCGAUAAUCUUACUGAAGAGGUUGGAAAGUUAUUCCACUUCAAGUCCUCAAGUCUGAGGGAUACAAUAGUGAAAAUCCUUCCAAAGUCCAUAGGCAAGCUAUACAACUUGGAGACUUUAGAUCUGAAAUACUCUCUCGUGGAUGAGCUACCCUGUGAAAUUAGUAAGUUACAUAAGCUGCGACACCUUUUGGCCUACGAUUCAAACUACAAUGUCGAUAGCAUUAUUGAUAUUAGAAGAGGAGUGAAAGUGCAAGAAGGAAUUGGGCAUUUAAAGGAACUGCAGAAACUACGUUAUGUGGAGGCAAGUCAUGAAGGGUUUGAGAAAGUUGGGUAUCUCGAGAAAAUGGGAGGGCUCUCAUAG